This is a messenger RNA of Protobothrops mucrosquamatus (brown spotted pit viper), 3587 nucleotides long. It is a transcript of the gene GTF2I, whose product is annotated as general transcription factor IIi. The record is from RefSeq and is a predicted model, not a curated record. The transcript is spliced from 32 exons. Gene Ontology annotation, cellular component: nucleus. Gene Ontology annotation, molecular function: DNA-binding transcription factor activity. Bases 1 to 2964 code for a protein of 987 amino acids. Lineage: Eukaryota; Metazoa; Chordata; Lepidosauria; Squamata; Viperidae.
AUGGCUCAAGCAGCAAUGGCAGCAGCAUCCAGCCAUGAUGAGGAUUCAUCUGAAAGCAGAAUGGUGGUUACCUUUCUCAUGUCAGCCCUUGAAUCAAUGUGCAAAGAGCUUGCCAAGUCUAAGGCAGAAGUUGCCUGCAUUGCUGUGUAUGAAACAGAUGUAUUUGUGGUGGGAACUGAGAGAGGAAGAGCCUACGUCAAUACGAGAAAAGAUUUUCAGAAGGAUUUUGUGAAGUACUGUAUUAAUGAAGAGGCAAAAGCUAUAGAAUUGCAGAAGACAAAAUCAUCAUCUCUUGAUAACAAGAUGACUCUGGAUAUUGUAGAAAUGGAAGCUCUCAGGAAGUCUGUGGAGGAUUAUUUCUGUAUUUGCUACGGUAAAGCUUUAGGUAAAUCAACAGUAGUUCCUGUGCCAUAUGAUAAGAUUCAGAGGGAUCCGUCUGCUGUGGUAGUACAUGGGCUUCCAGAAGGACUUGCUUUCAAGCAUCCCUCCAGCUAUGAUGCCACAACACUGAAGUGGAUUUUGGAGAACAAAUCUGGGAUCUCAUUUGUCAUCAAAAGGCCUUUCCUUGAGCCAAAGAAACAUUUAGGCCGUCUUUCAGACUCAUCACAUAUGGUGACAUCUCCAGGUGUAAGUUGCCCUUCCAUUCAGGUGAAGACUGAGCCCAGUGAAGAUUCUGGACUUGAGAUGGUAACAGUUAAAGAAGAAUCAGAAGACCCUGAAUAUUAUCAGUUUAAUAUUCCAGCAGGUCCUUCAGAAACUUCGGCGAUUGAUGAGAAAAUCGCCCUGGCAAAGUCUUACACAGGGAGCAACCAGGGUUCCGAUUGCAGUGAAGGAACAGAUGUGGAAUUGCCAGUAGAAGAUUCUUCUCAGCAUGCCACUUCUGAAACAAGUGAGGAUCCUGAAGUGGAAGUGACCAUUGAAGAUGAUGAUGACUACUUACCACCACAUAAGAAGACAAAAAGCAUAGAGCCAGUUAAUGAUGCUUCCAAUGUUGGGAGAAGAAAAGCUAGAGAGUUCAAUUUUGAGAAAUGGAAUGCCCGAAUUACAGACUUGAGAAAGCAAGUUGAAAAGUUAUUUGAAAGAAAAUAUGCUGAAGCUAUUAAUGCAAAAGGGCCUGUAUCUAUCCCGUAUCCACUCUUCCAAUCUCAUGUUGAAGAUCUGUAUGUGGAAGGAUUACCAGAAGGAAUUCCUUUUCGUAGACCCUCCACUUAUGGGAUCCCACGUCUUGAACGGAUUUUACUGGCAAAGGAACGGAUCCGAUUUGUGAUUAAGAAGCAUGAGCUGCUAAAUUCAACGCGAGAAGAUUUACCAUUAGAUAAACCAGUUACAGGGGCUGAGGCUUUGGGAAGCAAUGAACCAAAGGCCGUACCUUACCAGAAAUUUGAAGCACAUCCCACUGAUCUUUAUGUGGAAGGUUUGCCAGAGAAUAUUCCAUUUCGGAGUCCCUCUUGGUAUGGAAUCCCUCGGCUGGAGAAAAUUCUUCAAGUGGGGAAUAGGAUAAAGUUUGUAAUAAAAAAGCCAGAACUACUCACAAUCACUUCCACAGAGGUUACUCAACCAAGAACAAACAUGCCAGUCAAAGAAGAUUGGAAUGUCAGAAUCACAAAAUUGAGGAAGCAAGUAGAAGAGAUAUUUAAUAUGAAAUUUGGACAAGCUCUGGGUCUCGGUGAAGCAGUGAAAGUUCCUUAUCCUGUCUUUGAGUCAAAUCCUGAUCAUCUGUAUGUGGAAGGUUUGCCUGAAGGGAUCCCCUUUCGAAGCCCAACCUGGUUUGGAAUCCCACGCCUGGAAAGAAUUGUGCGGGGCAGUGGAAAAAUUAAAUUCAUUGUGAAGAAGCCAGAGCUUGUUACCUCAUACUUGCCUCCAGAAUUGGCUUGUAAAGUGAAUAUUUCAGGAUCUCAGAGUCCCAGCAGCUCAAACUCUACACCAAGUCCUUUGAGCAACUCUAAAGUUCCAGAGAUUGAAGUUACUGUAGAUGAAGGUCCUGCAAAUAAGGUAUCAACCUCAGAUGUUAAAACUAAUCCUCAAACCAAUGGAUCCAAUACAGGCUUUAAGCCAAGAGGAAGAGAAUUUUCUUUUGAGGCCUGGAAUGCCAAGAUUACUGAUUUGAAACAGAAAGUUGAAAAUCUUUUUAAUGAAAAAUGUGGGGAAGCUCUCGGACUGACAGAACCUGUUAAAGUUCCUUUUGCGCUCUUUGAAUCUUAUCCUGAAGAUUUUUAUGUUGAAGGCCUUCCUGAGGGAGUGCCAUUCCGUCGCCCAUCCACUUUUGGCAUUCCAAGAUUGGAAAAAAUCCUCCGAAACAAAGCUAAGAUAAAAUUUAUCAUUAAAAAGCCUGAAAUGUUUGAGGCAGCAAUUAAAGAAAAUGCUACUGCUAUUCCAAGUCCUCAAAGAAGAACCAGCUUAUGUAAUACUGUGAUAAAUGCUGUAAGUGUGCCUGACCCGGUGGUGAACACAGCUGCUGGAGUAGAAGACCUUAACAUCAUCCAAGUGACAAUACCAGAUGACGAUGAGAGAACCUCCAAAGUAGAGAAGGCCCGGCAGCUGAGAGAGCAAGUGAAUGAUCUCUUCAGUCGAAAAUUUGGGGAAGCCAUUGGCAUGGGAUACCCUGUGAAAGUCCCAUACCGAAAAAUCACUGUCAACCCUGGCUGUGUGGUGGUGGAUGGGAUGCCCCCUGGUGUAUCUUUUAAAGCUCCCAGCUAUCUUGAAAUCAGUUCCAUGAGGAAGAUUCUGGAUUCCGCGGAGUUUAUUAAAUUUACUGUCAUUAGACCAUUCCCCGGACUUGUAAUGAACAACCAAAUUACCGAAAAAGCAGAAGCAGAAGUCCCAGCAGUCACUGUGCCAGCUCCUGAGCCGGUGGUACAAGAGCCAGUUGAAACGGACCAAAUAGUACAAGUAUCUGUGGAGGAAGAUUCGGUACAGACUGAAGAACACGCUCAAAUAAAGCAAGAGCCAGAUCCAACGUGGUAGACCUGACUUGCAUUAGGGUAAAGGACAGUCAUAACCGAAGCAGAGUGGUGGGUGGUGUUCAGAUACUUUUCUAGGUAGGAGAUGGACCCCGACUGUUGCGUUGAAUGCAGAAUCUAUGAUCUGACUUCCAUUUAUAUUGGUCCUGUAACUACCGUGUGUAGAUCACUUAACUUGGCAGAGUCCCUCUUACAAUCUUUUUAAGUUGUGCUCCUUUUGUCCUUGGGUCACUUGCUUUGAUUUAUAGUCCUCCUGAAUCUUUAGAGCAAUCUUCCCCACCUAAUGUCCUCCGUAUGUUUUGGAUGACAUCCUCUCUGCCCAUUGGCUUUGCUGGCGGGGGCUGAUGGGUGUUGGAGUCCAUGUCUGGAGGGCUUGAGAUACCUAACAAAACCAAGUUAAACUGAAUGAAAUAUGUACAGUAUGCAAAAAUAGCCAUUAUUUUCACAGGGCUUCUAGUAGCAGUUUAUUUAACUUGAAUCUCUGCCAUUUUGUUUUUUUCUCCUUGAUCUCCAAUCAAAAGCAAAAACAUCAAGGCUUGUGAAGAGUUUGUUGGGAUGACUCUGGCCUGUGUAAUAUAAUUGUAUAAGAGAUGUACCUUCUGUCUGUCCUAUCCUAAUGUCUGUGGA